Messenger RNA from Apiotrichum porosum, 1506 nucleotides. RefSeq lists its product as uncharacterized. Bases 1 to 1506 code for a protein of 501 amino acids. Lineage: Eukaryota; Fungi; Basidiomycota; Tremellomycetes; Trichosporonales; Trichosporonaceae. The record is from RefSeq and is a predicted model, not a curated record. The transcript is spliced from 4 exons.
AUGCCCGCAGCAAAGCCCUACCUUGACAUUGAUCUCAAACACGCCAUGGUCGCCCACUCCCACGGCCCACCCCACAGCAGUUCCCACAACAGUAGCAACAACAGUAACAACAACAAGAUGGCACUCGUCUCGGGCUCGUCGUCCGCACCCAGGUCGUCUGCCGGCGCGCUCCUCUCCCUUUCCCAAGACAUUACGGCGCUCGUCUCACUCUCCAUCGAAGCCACGGCGUCACUCGUCAACGACUAUGUCCGCACCGCGCUAGGGACCAUCGGAGUGGGCGAGCUCGUCCGUCCCGAAUCCGCCCGCCGCGGGGGCAGCAGCAACAGCGAGAGCGGUGCCGGCCUUGCCGUCGUCGUUGUCGGCGCCUCUGACCCCACGGGACAGUCUCUCACGCUCCGCCUUGCCAAGUCUGGCUACACCGUCUUCCCCUUUGUCCCUGUGUCAGCGCCGGGCUCGACGGGGGCCGCGCCCGCAUCGUCGCCCUUUUCGGCGCUGCUUCUCGCGUGGUCUGGCGUGCAGAAGCGUCUCCAGGCCCGUGAUCCAGACCAUACCGGAGCCGUCGUGCCACUGGUCAUCGACGACAUGGGAGACGCUUUCUUGUCCGCCAACCCAUACACGACGGCCCCGCCUUCGCCGCCGAGACGCGGUGGGCGCUUCGCCCAUGCCGGUGAAACAGUUCGCGCGUACUGCCGUGAGAAUGGCCUCGCACUCGUCGCCAUUGUGUGUGCGGCGCCCCCAGCAAUCAGGCCACCAUCACCGCGGCGCAACAACAACAACAACAGCAACAACGGCAGUGGCAGCAGCGCCGACACUCUUGUGCCUUGCCUGUCGGGACCCAUCCAUGAAGUCCCACUCUCUGGAAUCCCCACAUCGGCUCUUGCUCGCACAGACGAAGAGGCCCUUAUUGCACUGUACCGCGCCAACAUUCUCGACCCCUUGUGUGUGGUACGCGCCCUAGGCGACCUUCUCGUUAGCCCUCGUGGCGAUGGCCGUACGCGUGGCCGCGUCCUCUUUGUCGAGACAAACGGCACAGUGGAGGACUUGGACCCAACUGCGGCCUUUGGACCAUUCACCGGGGCCGCGCGCAUGAUCUCCGCUGCCAGAGCCGAGACUGCCCGUCUUCUCCGUGCCGAACUCGGUGGGGCGGGCAUUGACGUGUGCGAGAUUGUUGUCGGACCCAUGGCACCGCGCCUCGUCGGACCCGUCCAUCUCCGCUCGUCGUCUGGCGACAGCGACACCGACUGCGCCCUGGCCCAGUACGACGAGAAGAGGCCCGCAGUGAUUCCGCGCGACGGCCCUCUGGCCUCCCGCAUCCGCCUUCUCGCGCGUAUCUUUGCCGUCGACGAUGCGCUCGUCUACUCGUGCGUCCGCCGCGCCAUUGAGGACCGGUACCCGCGUGCGCGCCACCAUGCCGGCCUCGCCCCGCUUUUGUCGACCGUCGCCAACGCCACCCCCGGAGCUGGUAUUAGAGAACACACGUGUGCCCGUGUCCCCGCCGGUUCCUAG